Messenger RNA from Parnassius apollo (apollo), 486 nucleotides. NCBI's taxonomy places the organism in Eukaryota, Metazoa, Arthropoda, Insecta, Lepidoptera, Papilionidae. The record is from the annotation of a GenBank genome assembly.
AUGGAAAAGGCGUUUGAUCGUGUCCCAAGGGAUACGAUCUGGUGGAGCCUUCGUAAGAAAAAUGUCCCCGAACACUACGUUAACAUCAUUGCCGACAUGUACAGAGAUGCGAGGUCAAUGGUUCGGACGGUGGUGGGUGAGACCAAGUCGAUAGCGGUCACAGGAGUGCACCAAGGUUCUGUAUUGAGCCCUUUUCUGUUUUGUUUGGUUCUGGACUCACUCACUGAAGCGGCACAGAAUUCAACAACGUGGACAUUUAUAUACGCUGACGACGUAGCCAUCUGCACAGAAAGCCGCGCUCACUUGCAAGAGGCACUCGUGUCGUGGAAACAUCAGUUACAGACCGGUGGCCUUGUGCUGAGUGUGGCAAAGACUCAGUUCAUGUCCUUCAACGACCCAGAUACAAACAACAGUCCGAUUUCCAUCGAUGGACAAUUGGUCAAAUCGUGUGAUCAAUACAAGUAUCUGGGUAGUAUGAUGAGCUGA